CAUCAGAAUGUCCAAGGAAUCAUGCACCUGUAAAGUGUUCCUCGGGACUCGGUGCUCUCGGCUUCACCGAAAAAGAAGAAAAGAAAAGAAAAAAAAAGAAAAACUCUAGAUUCACGCUCUCCCACCUGAACCUCGUCUCCUCUCCCUUUCAAACUUACCCUAGACCUUCUUUCCCUUGACCCCUCUUCCCUUCUCCGUUGCCCCCAGACGUUGUGGUCGUUCUAGGAUUUGAAAGUUGGCUAAUCGGUAGCUCUCUCUCACCCUCACAACUCACCAUGUACACCGAUCCUGUUCUAGAGUAUGGAAAGACCUUUCUUCCUCUGCCUCCUCCGGGAAGUCCCCAUGCUGUUUCGGUACCUGGAUCUGAGGAGGAAGGGCACACGCCAGCCUUUCGCCACUGGCGCGCCGAUCCUAAGGGGGAGUUAAUGAGAUCUCUUGACCCAAAGAUAAAUACCAUUUACGAUGCUUUCGAGGCAGCUUGCCAAAAAUGGCCCAAUAACAAAUGCUUAGGGUGGCGAGAACAGAAAAAUGCAACCGGUCCCUGGGGUCCUUAUGUCUGGAUGGACUACGAAACUGUCCAGAAGAAACGUGCAGAUAUAGGCGCUGGCCUUUCCUAUCUACACACAGUUCAUGGCGUUACCGAGAAGCAAUAUGGUAUUGGUUUAUGGUCGCAAAAUCGUCCGGAAUGGCAGAUUGCCGAUUUGGCAGCAAUGUCCCAAUCACUUUACACCGUUAGUAUCUACGAUACUUUAGGCCCAGAGACCACGGAAUACAUUAUCAACCAUGCCGAGCUUCACUCUGUUGUUUGCAGCUUAAAUCAUGUUCCUGCCCUGCUUUCCAUGAGAGACAAGGUACCAGCCCUCAAAUUCAUCGUUUCUCUUGAUCCACUUGAGCGGGAAGGAGAACCUUCCGGAAACACCAAAAAGGCUUUGUUGGGCGCUUGGGCGGAGGAGAAGGGUAUUCAAAUCUACUCGUUGGCAGAAGUCGAAUCCAUUGGGCGACAGCACCCAAAACCAUGCGUACCGCCGACCCGAGAUGACCCUAUAACUAUAAAUUAUACAUCGGGCACAACCGGAAACCCCAAGGGUGUAUGGCUGACCCACGGCAACGCCGUGGCUGCUGUCACAUGUUCAGCCAUUGGCUACUUCCAUGGUAAUAUCCUUGAGCUCGUGGAUGAUAUUAAGGCGCUGCGCCCAACCACCUUCAUAUCCGUCCCGCGUCUUUACAAUAGAUUUCACACUUCGAUUAAAACAGCCACGAUGGAACAGCCCGGAAUCAAGGGGGCCUUGUCACGUCAUGUUGUGAACACCAAACUUGAAAAUAUGGGGAAGACUGGCAGUAAUAAGCACAUGCUCUAUGAUCGCAUCUGGACAAAUAAGGUCAGGGCGGGAGUUGGCUUUGAUCGUCUCCGUGCGAGUGUAACGGGUUCUGCACCGAUCUCACCUACGGUCCUCUCGUUUCUUCGUGUGGUCUUUGCGAAUAACUUUUAUGAAGGCUUCGGAAUGACUGAAACGUAUGCUGCGACUGUCGGCCAACUGGGUGGUGAUAAUUCUGCUGGAAACUGUGGACCUCCCUGUAUCAAUGUUGAGGUUCGACUCAGGGAUGUCUCUGAUAUGGGAUACACCAGCAAGGAUAAGCCAUACCCCCGUGGAGAGCUCUUGACAAGAGGUCCCACGGUUUUUAAAACUUAUUAUAAAGCGCCGGAGGCGACGGCUGGCGUAUUCGAUCAGGAUGGUUGGUUUGCAACAGGAGACAUAUGUUCAGUUGAUGAGUUGGGCCGGUUCAAGGUCAUCGAUCGUGUUAAGAACCUGUUGAAACUUUCUCAGGGAGAAUAUGUGUCUCCCGAAAGGGUGGAGAACGCUUAUCUCGGAAACAUGAAUAUUUUCGCUCAGGCAUAUGUCUAUGGCGAUCCACUUCAACCGUUCCUUGUUGCCAUAUUUGGUAUUGAUAGAGAUCACUUUUCAAGCUUUGCUAGCAAAGUCCUCAGGAAAACUGUCUCUGCAACCGAUGAACAGGCUAUCAAGGCGGCCUGCGGUAACAGGGAAGUGAUCCAUGCUGUCCUCCGCGAGAUGGACCGAGUCGCGAGGAAGACCAAGAUGGCCGGGUAUGAGAGGGUCAGGAACAUCCACCUCUGCAUAGACCCCUUCACAAUUGAGAAUGACCUUUUGACGCCAACUCUGAAGCUCAAGAGACCCCCGGUUGCGAAAAUGUACAAGAAAGAGCUUAGCGUCCUUUAUGAAGAAGCACUGGCAGCGCAAGCUCCUAAGGCUAAGCUGUAGACGCUUUGUAUACUAGUUUUUAUUUGUUUUUGUUUUUUUGUUUAUGCACGGGCAUUCACUUUUCUUUUCUGUUACUUUGUGGGUAGGGUUGGGUGCACGGGAUUACGCCGCAUAUGCUGGAAAACUAGAUAAUGCAGACUUUUGACUGGCGUUGUCUAUACAUAUUUUCUUAGGGAGGAUAUCAGGUGGAAACAUUCUACUUGUGUAUCAUAUCUAGCUGUGAACCUAUUUUUUUUCUAUGGCCUAGGCUCUAAUGAAGAUGUCACUUAAUCUAUUUAG
Messenger RNA from Tuber melanosporum (Perigord truffle), 2558 nucleotides. RefSeq lists its product as uncharacterized. Gene Ontology annotation, molecular function: long-chain fatty acid-CoA ligase activity. The record is from RefSeq and is a predicted model, not a curated record. The coding region runs from base 276 to 2279 and encodes 667 amino acids. The transcript has 8 exons. Gene Ontology annotation, cellular component: endoplasmic reticulum; membrane. NCBI's taxonomy places the organism in Eukaryota, Fungi, Ascomycota, Pezizomycetes, Pezizales, Tuberaceae. Gene Ontology annotation, biological process: long-chain fatty acid metabolic process.